GGUGGGGUGCCCGGGGCUGUGAGUGCCGAUCCCGUCCCCUUCCCCAGCAGCCAUGGCCGGGGUGGUGCGGACCCUGAGCCGCUGCCUGCUGCCGGCCGAAGCCACCAGCCGCGGGGAGCCGCGGCGGGAGGGCAAGGAGCGGAGCCGGGACUCGGAGCGGGAGGCGCGGCGGCGGAGCCGGGAGAUCGACGCGAUGCUGGCCCGGGAGCGGCGGGCCGUGCGCCGCCUGGUCAAGAUCCUUCUGCUGGGCGCCGGCGAGAGCGGCAAGUCCACCUUCCUCAAGCAGAUGCGGAUCAUCCACGGCCGCGAGUUCGACCAGAAGGCGCUGCUGGAGUUCCGGGCCAUCAUCUACGAGAACGUGGUCAAGGGCUGCAAGGUUCUCGUUGAUGCACGGGACAAACUAGGGAUUCCUUGGCAGUACACGGAGAACGAGAAGCAUGGAAUGUUUUUGAUGGCUUUUGAAAACAAAUCUGGAAUGUCUAUAGAGCCUGCUACAUUCCAGUUGUAUGUACCUGCACUGAGCGCACUCUGGAGGGAUUCUGGGAUCAAGGAAGCUUUUAGCCGUCGGAGUGAGUAUCAGCUGGGUGAAUCGGUGAAAUACUUCCUGGAUAACCUGGAUCGGAUUGGCCAGCUGAAUUAUUUCCCCAGCAAACAAGAUAUUUUGUUGGCCAGAAAAGCCACCAAGGGAAUCGUCGAGCAUGACUUCAUCAUUAAAAAAAUCCCUUUCAAGAUGGUGGAUGUGGGUGGACAGAGGUCUCAGCGUCAGAAGUGGUUCCAGUGCUUUGAUGGGAUAACUUCUAUUUUGUUCAUGGUUUCCUCCAGUGAAUAUGACCAGGUUCUCAUGGAAGACAGACGCACAAACAGACUGGUGGAGUCCAUGAACAUCUUUGAGACAAUAGUCAAUAACAAGCUCUUCUUUAAUGUUUCUAUCAUCCUUUUCCUGAACAAAAUGGAUCUCCUUGUAGAGAAGGUAAAGACAGUCAGCAUUAAGAAGUAUUUCUCAGACUUCAAGGGUGAUCCUCACAGGCUAGAUGAUGUUCAGCGUUACUUGGUGCAGUGUUUUGACAGAAAGCGGCGGAACCGCAGUAAGCCACUCUUCCAUCAUUUCACAACUGCCAUAGACACUGAAAAUAUCCGCUUUGUGUUUCAUGCAGUGAAGGACACAAUCCUUCAAGAGAAUCUGAAGGAUAUUAUGUUGCAGUGAAGAAGAGCACCCCUUGUCGUGUUGAAAUCUACCCAAGGUUAUAAGUCAAAGCUUUGAUUUUAUCGUUUUGGCUCUUGCAUGUGGUUUUAGGACCCAUGCUAUUCACUUGGCUCAGGAAUGCUGAAACUAGCCAGUCAUGGAGGCAGGAGGAGUCAAACAUUGAUGUUAGCUACUGAAUCAUUUGGACGAGUAACACUACUGAAAAAAGUGGCCGUUGUAGGGUUUGACACCUAGUUUGGAAUGUUGAAUAACACAAUCACCUUCCUAUCUUAGAAAAAUCUAAAUGACAAACUAUGUAAGGAAGACUUUUAAUGAAAACUGUUUUGCAAGGACAGUAACUGUACAGAUUGCCUUUCUUUUGUAGUUUGGAGGUGCUGAGUUAACCAGUCAAACUAAUGUAAAUUAUAAUGAGGUUGGUAGUUGUACUAGAGAAUAAAUGGCAAUAUAUUAACCACAAUUCCACAUGUAAUCUUUAAAUAUGUAACCAGAUCUUGCUUGCAUGUGCAGUGUUUGCCAAGGAUCUGGAGUCCACUUAUCAGUGUGGAUGCACAACUCUUGUCUGAAGGUCUUGCAUCAGUCUCUUGAGACACGCAAGUCUAGGACUAUAAAUGAAAUGCAGUGGAACUAUAAGUGAAACCCACCAGGCUAUAUGUCAUCUGUCCUGCCAUUCCUAAGUCAAAUGGAGGAGAAAAUUAAGGCCUGGCUGAUGUGGACAAGAUUUUGUUUUGCACUACAUAUACAUAUACAGUGUCUUACAUCAUGGGAAACUGACUUCCACAGUAAUACAGCUUGAGGCACGUACUAGAACAUCUGACCACAUAUCUGCACAUAGUGGGUGCUCUAGUGAGGUGUCAUUUACGGAAAUUCAUCACUGUUUUCAUACCUGCAGUUGGCAGUAUUUGUGAAGCUCCAGUCUCUCAAAUAACAGGGCUUUAUCUGUCUCCAAAUGUGUGGAAGCUGAUUAAAGUUUUUAGCAAAAUUUUUGGUGAUAGAGCAGCUGCUUGAUUAGUUCCUAACAGCUGACCUUACACAAGAAGAGCCAGCACUCUUGAGAUCCCAAUUUUACAGCUGCACUGAUAGGUUCGAACAGCAGGACUCUGCUGUAAACUAGCCCAUUUUUAAUGUUUCUUAAUGGGAUCUUUAGCUUAUAUUAAUUUAUAUAUAGUAUGAGUAAACUGUCAAAAUUAGUUGCCUAUUUCAGGCAAUGGUGUACACGUGUGAAAUUGCAAGAGGCUGUGAAUAAUAUUGAUGUGAACUGUUGGCUUUCUAGCUCUCUAAACUUACGUAGUUAACUAUCAGGUGCCUUUCUUUGUGUUCAGAUAAUUCCAAUCAUGUCUACUACAAUGAGGUACAUAAACAAAAUUUAAGAUCUGCCUUUUAUUUCAGUGCUGUAGUGUCUUUUUUUUCUUCUUCCCAGGGAACUUUCAAACACAGAUGGUUACUGUGCAAUUGGUACUAUAGUUUGAUUUUUAUUUUAAAAAAAAAAAAAUCAGAAGGGCUUUCUCUAGCUAGACCAAGUCAUUAGAAGCUCUGUAUUUCUUGUCCCCUUUAAAACUAUGACAUGUCGAAAAAGGAACACUUGAGCAUUUAAUCCCAUGAGAAAUGCUGAUCUAAAAAGAACCCUGCCUUGGAGUUUUCACGUGUUUAACUUGGAUAAAAUCUAGAAUCCUUCCUUUUGUGCCUUGCAGAAGUUUAUUUCUCUGUGUGUGGUAUGCGCAGCUUCCUAAUGCAGAAAUCUUGUAGCUUUCUUUGUGCUGGCUUCAGGAGUGAAAAGGAUGUGGUUGUGUUCUAGUUUUAUAUAAUGCAUAUAAAAUGUUUGGUGAAGUAAACCAGUAAGGAGCUGCAGACAGAAAAUCUAUUUAUUUUAAAAUUACACUUCCACUACUUCUCAGAUGUAAACAGUAGUUAAUUGCCUAGUUAGAAAAGUCUUACUCACCAGGGACCAAUUUUACUUUUAGUGAUUUUUUUUAAUAGAAAAAGGGAAAUAUCAAGUCACCCCAUCUUGACUGUUCUGCAUUGUUACAGAUGAGGAUUCUGUUAUGGUAAUUGCAUUUGGAAAGGUAAAUGCCUCAACAUGAGGUGAUACAAAUAGUAGCUUACGGGUCUAAUGGAAUAUGUUCCUUCUCAGCAUGCCUCUUUAUUUGGUUAAAUGAGAUCUAAAGUGUUAAUUCUUCAUUACUUAAGCAUUCAAAUACUGUAUUUAGACUUUGCAGUAGUUUCUACUCAACAGAAGGCUUUAGAGCUAUAGCAGGGCAACUCAGACUGCCUCACUUCCCAGUCGAUUCUUUGUGCACUUUGUUGUUUUACCGAGUGUUCUGUUUGGAAUAAUGUUCUGCCCAUUUAACUCUUCAGAAAACAUUCCCUUUUUAGAACCAGAUAUUAUUGAAAAGCUGCCUCAGUUUUACAUAUGAAGUCUGCUGUAGCUUUAACUGCAAUACUGGAGCAUGAAACUACUCUUCUUUUUAAUGCAAAUGUAAGGUCUUGUAUUCCUGGUCAUCUUAUUGAUUUUUAGAAGAACUCAGCUAAUAAAUGUGGGGUGUUCUCAAAGCAACUCUCACUGUUAUAGUUGCACUCUGAAAAGUAGCAUCAUGCAUUUCCAUGUUUAAUGUCAACAACUCUUACCAAAAAAAAUGAAACUUGUUAAUAGUAGUAAAACAACCAGUUCUUCUGGGAUGCUGGGGUUGCUUUGUACCAUAAAGUUGGCCUGUUAGGGCCCCAGGAGGAAAGUGGGGACACAGGGCUGCAUGACCGUGAUGCCCCAGACUGCAUCAAUCCUCAGGUGCUAUCUUGUCUCCUCUGGGCCGUUAGGUAUAAGAGCAGCCUAGCUUUGGUCUGGGAUCAUCCUUUCACACCGUAGCCCUGUGAUUGAGGAAAUGCAGAGGAGAAUUUUUUUGUGCACAAGUCAGAAUAGGGCUUUGCACCUCUCAGCCAUAGCUAAGGAUCUAGCUCAUGUUUUACUCACUGCAAGCCCUGUAAAUUCUACAAAGACUGUCACUUAAGCAACUUUCUUGAUCAAGUAUUAUCAUCCAACCAUCAAGACUUCACAGUUGGUUAACAGUUGGAUGGGGGAUCUAGAGAACGAUCAGGUCAGUAUUCCAUAGCUCUAUUAAUUCUGCAAUGCAAAGAGCGGUUAACAAAUAGCAAACUUGUCAUUGUCAAAAGUAAUCAAUAUGGCUCUGAAUUUGUUAAUGGAAAAUGUGAGUUAGUCACUCUUCUGACCAUGACAAACAAAAAUUAGACUGGAAUACGAUGUGCUUCACUACUUUAAUGCAAAAUGACACCUUGAUGUAAGUUGACACUAUGCCAUGUUACUGACCGCUUCAAGGAUUCAAGUCCACCACUGUUUUUAGUGCAGUUCUUAAAUUAGUUUGAAACAGGUUUGAGUGGACCUGUGUCUUCACAUUUGGUGCAUGAUGAAACCAUCUUAAGCGGAGUAGUUUGGAGACACGAGCUAUCUACCGUGUUAGGUGAAUAUACAUCUUUCAGGUGUAGUUAGGACGUGCAUUGUCCAGUCAUAGUAUGAAACUUCAUUGAAAGUUUCCACUAGAAAAUCAAAAUACCCUUAGUCCAGCAGGAUUUCCUCUUGCAAAGAGACACGCAUUCUAAAGUGGUAAAUACAUUUACCUGGCUGGGACAUACUUUUAAAUACAUGCCCUAUUGGAUUUCUCUAAGUAAAAAUAGUACAAUAAAGCUACUCGUCUGUGGUACUAGUAAUCACUAAUACAGAAUUCAAAAGGUACUACCCAGUAUUGUGCAACGAUCUUUAGCCAGACUUGGUGGUCUACUAAAUUCUUUUGCAAGAAACAACUGAUUGUAUUUUUCAGGGACAUCCUGUAGACUAUUUGCUGGUAAACACAGCUGGGAGGGACAGCUCUCUUUUUUAUAAACUUCAUAAGUUAUUGUUCAACUGACUAGUCAGGAAAUGGGUCAUGGGCAGGACUACAAUCAGGUGGAGGCCUUGAACAUAUGCUUUCUUUA
This is a messenger RNA of Chelonoidis abingdonii (Abingdon island giant tortoise), 5182 nucleotides long. RefSeq names its product G protein subunit alpha 12 (gene GNA12). NCBI's taxonomy places the organism in Eukaryota, Metazoa, Chordata, Testudines, Testudinidae. Gene Ontology annotation, biological process: Rho protein signal transduction; adenylate cyclase-modulating G protein-coupled receptor signaling pathway. Gene Ontology annotation, molecular function: guanyl nucleotide binding; G-protein beta/gamma-subunit complex binding; D5 dopamine receptor binding. The record is from RefSeq and is a predicted model, not a curated record. Gene Ontology annotation, cellular component: cytoplasm; heterotrimeric G-protein complex; brush border membrane.